GCAAGAACGAUCAUCAAUUUUCAACUGAAAGUUGGAACGACCACCCAUGGCUUCUUCUUCACCGUCUCUUCCACUGAAAGACCGAGCAGCCAUAGUGACGGGAUCUUCCAGGGGCAUAGGUCGAGCCAUAGCCAUCCAUCUCCAUUCACUCGGAGCCAGGGUUGUAAUCAACUAUGCUUCGAGCUCGAACCAAGCCGAUUCGCUCGCCUCUGAGCUCAAUAAAGCCUCCGAUUCGUCAGAGCUUCGAGCAGUCGCCGUUCAAGCAGAUGUGUCGGAUCCAGAUCAGGUGAAGCAGCUCUUCGACAAAUCGGAGCAAGUGUUCGGGUCUAUCCAUAUUCUUGUGAAUUGUGCCGGAGUGCUUGACCCGAAGUACCCGAAAAUUGCAAAUACCGCAUUGGAGGAUUGGGAUAGAACUUUCAAUAUCAACACUAGAGGUGCAUUUCUGUGCGCAAGAGAGGCGGCAAAUAGGCUAGUCAGAGGCGGUGGAGGAAGGAUCAUACUGAUAACUACGUCGGUGGUGGGGAGCAACACGCCGGGUUAUGGAGCCUAUGCAGCUUCAAAAGCUGCGGUGGAGACGAUGACAAAGAUAGUGGCUAAGGAGCUGAAAGGAACAAAGAUUACAGCCAACUGUGUGGCACCAGGGCCUGUAGCCACGGAGCUGUUCUUUGCAGGCAAAACAGAGGAAACUGUAAAGAGGAUAGUGGAUGCUUGCCCUUUGGAAAGACUUGGAGAGCCCAAAGACGUGUCUCAAUUUGUAGGAUUCUUGGCUAGUGAUGCUGGAGAAUGGAUCAAUGGUCAGGUUGUUAGAGUCAAUGGCGGCUUUGUUGUCUAGACUUUUCUUUAUUGUUAUAGGGUUCUUAGAUCAUAUGUACUCAAUCCUAAUUCCCCCACUUUUUCUGAGUUGUGGUCAUAGAUUAUACGAAUCAUGUGUAACUUUUUUAUAGAGGAUGCUUGUUUUGCUAAUGUCGGUGUAUCAAUUAUCAAAUAAAUCUUUCUAUCAUAAACAAAGUUAUUCAUUGCUGGCCUUAAA
This is a messenger RNA of Neltuma alba, 1030 nucleotides long. RefSeq names its product NADPH-dependent aldehyde reductase-like protein, chloroplastic. NCBI's taxonomy places the organism in Eukaryota, Viridiplantae, Streptophyta, Magnoliopsida, Fabales, Fabaceae. The record is from RefSeq and is a predicted model, not a curated record. The transcript is spliced from 2 exons. Bases 47 to 832 code for a protein of 261 amino acids.